UAAGUAAUACUGGUUGGAGUGGUGCGAGGGUGUGCUGUGCUGUGUGCCGGGGUUGUUUAAGCGUGCCGUAUAUCGGUUCGUUAACGGCGGAACCGGGAACUCUGUGUGUCAAGAAGGGAAAAAAAGCUCUCCUUCUCCCGUGAUAGAGAGAGGGCCGAAGGAGUGCCAUGCGUUACGAAUCCACCGUAUCUUCGCAUGACGACCGUUUAGUUCAACGUGCAAGAAGCCACAAGCGGUCUGCUGGGGUUGAAUCCGAUCACUGAUUUGGGACUAGAAGCUGAAAGAAAGACUAAAAACAUGGGAUGCAAUACGGGCCGAUGCCUCGGUCCAGACGAUACGGGGUACCCUGGAUCAGAAUUCAUGGCAGCCAUUAGGAAGAAAUUGGUUAUUGUGGGUGAUGGUGCUUGUGGUAAAACAUGCUUACUCAUAGUCUUCAGCAAAGACCAGUUUCCUGAAGUGUAUGUACCUACGGUAUUUGAAAAUUAUGUUGCAGACAUUGAGGUCGAUGGAAAGCAGGUGGAACUGGCUCUUUGGGACACAGCUGGACAAGAAGAUUACGAUAGGUUGCGUCCGCUGUCGUAUCCUGACACAGACGUAAUCCUAAUGUGCUUCUCCAUCGACAGUCCCGAUUCCCUGGAGAACAUUCCCGAGAAGUGGACACCAGAGGUGAAGCACUUUUGCCCAAAUGUGCCCAUUAUCCUUGUUGGAAACAAAAAAGACUUGCGCAAUGAUCCUAAUACUAUCAAGGAGCUUAGCAAGAUGAAACAAGAACCAGUAAAACCCGAAGAAGGUAGAGCUAUGGCUGAGAAAAUUAAUGCGUUUGCUUAUCUUGAAUGUUCUGCUAAGAGUAAGGAGGGUAUUAGGGAAGUAUUUGAAACAGCCACCCGGGCAGCGCUACAAGUAAAAAAGAAGAAGAAGGGAAGAUGUUGGCUCUUAUAAUUCGUGUCGUGAAAUUGUUAUACUGGAGGCCCCCCAGCAAGAACCAUAAUAUAAUAACAACUUAUCCUGAAUUAUUUUACAUAAUAAAACAAAUCUAUGAAAAAGUAAAACACAAAAUGCGCCCGCAAUAUAUAUACUGUCAUCGAUGAAACCGGAGACUUAAAAAAGAACGUUGACUAAAUUCAAUAUAAGUAUAUGUGCUAUAUAUGUGAAACCAUAAUGUAUAUUGUAAUGACUUCUUGAUUGUAUUUUUUAAUGGUAAUGAAUUGUGCUUCGAGUUUAAAGAAUUAAACAAUUGUCAUACCAACUAUUUACGUUUACAGUACAUAAUUAUCUAUAUCGUUGUAGCAAUUAUUACUAUUAUUAUUAGUAUCUCAGUACUAUCGAUAUGCAUUCUACAUCUCUUUUUUUUUCUUAAACCAUAGUGACUGUUUAUUUUUGAUAAAAGAACAUGGAAGGAAAGGAUGAAAGAAGUUGGGGGAAUUCGUAAACAAAGUAUAAAGAGAAAAAGAGGAGAGUAGAAACGUAGUAUGCAAUGCAAAGUCAUAGAAAGCAAUGUAUAAGAAUCUAAAGCAAAACGUUAAGAAUUCCAAAUGUUGCGUCGCUAUUUUAUCGAGCCAUCGCAUUAUCUAUAUUUCUUAAACAAACAAAAAAAAGUAACAAACGUUAUAUUAUACUAUAAAAUUGCGUAAGUAGACGAGCGGAUCACUUUGAUCUUUAAGAUACCAACUAGGCUAAAUGUAUUAUUAUUAUUAAUUAUUAUUAUUAAUUAUUUUUAUUAUUAUAUUAUUGUAAUACGAUGACACUAACAUUACGGAUUGUAACAGCGGCUAUAUUAUAUUUAUGUAUUUCGACUACACAUCCCUUGUAUCCAAUUGAGCACACGAAAAAUCUCCUGGAUUUCAUUUCGUUGCGCCAUACUUCUUAAAUAAUCUAAAGUGAUCAAUGUAAUCAGGAAACGUUUAAUACCGUCAACGCAGGGCGAACAAAUUUCACAGAGUAUAUUCAUUUUCGUAGUGGAUGUGUAACUUGCACGAUGUUUUCUAAAAAAUAUUUCAAUUUGAAAGUAAUAUGCAUUGUUUAAGAACAUCGAUCAAUUUACGAAUUUCAAGUUACCUCUUUUUGUAAAAUGAUUAUCAAGCCCGUUUAAAUCAUCCUAUAUUUUUCCUUCCUUUUGUUUCUUUUUUUCUCCAUUUGUAUACAUACUAUUUCUAAACUUUUAAAUCUUACGCGUCUUCUAUUAAAACUAAUCUAUAAUGUUCAUAAGGUAGUUGUUUUUUGCAAGAACUAUUGAAUUAACGACUGCAAUGCAGUCUUAGCCAUUGAUUUAAUGAAUGACUGUGGAAUUGUGUUCAACAAACUUUUUUUAACGGUGAGCAGUACUACUGUUCGAUUACGCUUUUAAACUGGAACUGCAUAAAGUUGCAACCAAAUUUUGCAACGGUUUCAAUUAUUACUUGUCAAGGAUUCAACGAUUCAGAGAUUGACACUUUAUUGUCAAGAAAAAGUCUUUGUUACGAUUAAGCAUUUGAAGCACAAAUUUCAUUGAUAACUUAUAAUUGGUAGAAAAAUCCUUCUAUAACAUUGAAAUGAUACGUAUGUUGCUGGGAUUUUUUAAAUAAAUAGCAAGUAGAAAAUCUUGAAAUCUAAAUGUGUCGCUUUUGUAAAUCAAAUCCCGUUGCAAAGUUUGUUCUUUUUAUAAUAAUUUCUGAAGGAUGUACUGUUAAUUAUGAU
This is a messenger RNA of Megachile rotundata (alfalfa leafcutting bee), 2673 nucleotides long. It is a transcript of the gene Rho1, whose product is annotated as ras-like GTP-binding protein Rho1. NCBI's taxonomy places the organism in Eukaryota, Metazoa, Arthropoda, Insecta, Hymenoptera, Megachilidae. The record is from RefSeq and is a predicted model, not a curated record. Gene Ontology annotation, molecular function: GTP binding; GTPase activity. Gene Ontology annotation, biological process: small GTPase-mediated signal transduction.